This is a messenger RNA of Meloidogyne enterolobii, 1359 nucleotides long. The record is from the annotation of a GenBank genome assembly. Lineage: Eukaryota; Metazoa; Nematoda; Chromadorea; Rhabditida; Meloidogynidae.
AAAAUGUUAAUUAAAAUGAUAUUCGUAAUUAUUUUGUUCCUUGAAUGCAUAAAGACAGCCAAUUUAAAACUUAGUUCCAUCCUACCAGUUGACCAUGAAGAUGAACAUAAUGAGAAUAAUGAACCAGACGAAGCUGGAAAUGAUGAUGAUCUUAUGGAUGAGCAAUUUACUGAGCUAGAAAAUUGCAUAUGGAACUCAUUGCUGGCAAAAGAGCACGCACAUUCACCAAGACAAAUUCAUCCUUUAUUGAGUCCUCCUCCAGAAUAUCCACUUAAAUUCAGUGUAGAAAAUUUGGUGGUCGAACAAGUUGAUACGUUAUCCCGCGCAAGUAUGGAGUUUAACGUUUUUGGCCAUAUACUUUUGUCUUGGAAUGAUUCCCGAUUGCAGUGGGAAAAAUCUGAAGAAGAUCGGAGACGUGAACUUUGGACGCCUGAUUUUAUGGAUGAUUCUUACCCCGAGGAAAGAAAUGAUUGUUGCCUUUUUCUUGGUCUGGCAGAUAUUGGUCGCACAGUAGAGUUUACCGUCGGAGCCAAAAGUAAAUUUGCUACUUUGGCAAAACGAGUACAUGUAAGACGUGAUCGGCCCAUGUCUGCUGUUGUUAUUUCUAAUCUUAUGGAGACAUCGCCGUGGGCUAGCCAAGCAAUUGAACCAGCCCGUGUAGAUGGCUCUCGAAGUGACAGUCUUCGUCUUUGUGUUCAAUCAAAAAAGGAGAUGAGCACACUUCGAAUUGCUCUUAGGAUUCCAGUUACAAUCGCUACACUAUUGACACUUGUUUCACCUUUGUUUGGUGAUUUGCGUACACAAGCACUUGUCAAAUGCUUGACUUUAUUGCUCCAAACAAUAUGCUUUCUUUUCCUUUGUUCCAUCGCACCAGCUAGUGGAUUUGGCGGCUCAAAACCAAAACUCUAUACCUUCUAUGAAUUCAUGUUUACUUUGACUUUUCUCUCGAUCCUGGUACUUAUUAAAGUUCUUUUCAAUAUCAGACACUUUAAGGUAACAACUGUUUGUUUGGCACUUAGUCGUAUGAAAAGGACUGUGCCAGCUACCCAUAGUGUCUAUCUAGGCGCAAAGAUGCUCAACCACUUCUUGUGUUGCAUCGAGCCAGAUCCUGCUACAUCAUAUCAGCGACAUUUAGAGGAUGAUACAACAAGCACUCGAGACAUGCCAAAUCAUGGACAAGCAUUACAAAACGAUUACUCAAUGGAAUGGCGACACAUUUACAUUGCCAUCAACAAUCUCUUCUCGGGUUUGUGUUUCUCACUUUUCUGUUUUAUCGUCAUUUUUGAUAUAAUGUGAGAGGGAAAUUGGAACACCAAUGAUCUCAAGAAAUGCCAAACUCAAUAUCAUAUCACCAUUAAA